Molecule: messenger RNA, 420 nt
Organism: Strongylus vulgaris
Lineage: Eukaryota; Metazoa; Nematoda; Chromadorea; Rhabditida; Strongylidae
Source: the annotation of a GenBank genome assembly
AUGUCAACCUCUGAAAAGGAAGAAAGGAGGCCUGCGCUUCGAUUUUGUCCCCUUUGCUGUAGACAAAUCGCCGGAGAAUCAACCGAUGUGCAGAAUGUCACCGAACCAUAUGAAUGCGUCCUCUGCCUUGGAAUGCUCGACCAGAAUUUCAUUGAAGAGGUAGCGCAAACUGUAGGAAAGAAGCUCAAAGAGUCACCGUACGACGCUACUGCCUUUACCUUGGCUCUGAAUCUCCCUGUAUCCCAAGUCCUUCGUGAAACAAUUAUAAAAAGGUCUAGACCUGACCUUAAUGGCAUAUUGGUUACUGUGCCUUACAAAAUCCGGAAUAUUGACGCUUACUUGCCCAAGCUUAGACAGGCUACCGGAAUGCGAGCUGCUCUUGGUACUGAUCUUCAGUUGACAGUUACCUUUGAAACAGAG